This is a messenger RNA of Dreissena polymorpha, 3687 nucleotides long. RefSeq lists its product as uncharacterized. Bases 675 to 2276 code for a protein of 533 amino acids. The record is from RefSeq and is a predicted model, not a curated record. Lineage: Eukaryota; Metazoa; Mollusca; Bivalvia; Myida; Dreissenidae. The transcript is spliced from 5 exons.
CAGGUAGUAUUGAAGAUAUAACGAUUAUCAUUUAAAUUAAAAGAACAUUGGAAAUAUCGACAUAUUGAAUCAAUGUAACCAUCAAUAUUAACAUAGGAUUACUCUGUAAUGUGAAACCAUUAAAUGGAAUACUAAAUUAACUAAGCUUUGAAUGAAGGUGUGGCUAUGUUUUUUUUGCGUGCUAAAAUAAUUUCAGGUGUUUUUUUUUAAAUGCAAAAAAGACUUGAAGAAGUCUUCAGGCCAUAUAAUCUUAUUGCCAAUAUAUAAGAACAACUCAAUGGCACUUAGCCAUAAUGCAUUUAGACUGAAUUAAAGACAAUCGACAGAUACUGUAUAAUUUGAUUUGUAUGCUGUUGCGGACAAUUCAUAUACUGACAAGAUUUUAAUAAUAUGGGCUCGUGAUAACUGGUUAAAUGGCGACAACAAAUGGAAAGCCUUUACAAACAAAUCUUGCCACAGAAGCUAUCAUUUUUGUGUAGCUGUGUAGUUUUAUUGAAAAACCAGCCAUUUCAGUGAAGAAUUGUCAUUUUCUCGUUACCAAGUCCGUGUGGAGACUGCAAAUGGAUGUAUUUUGAACUUUUAUCUACAUUUUGUUUAGCUGAUUGUCUAUGGAUAAGCUAUCAUGGAUUUAUUUCCACCAAUUGUUCAAGUUCAUCAUGUAAACCUCAGAGGCAAUGCUAAAAGGAGUCACAUCUGUGGAGCCAAUACAAGAUGAAUCUCUAAAGGGAGCCAAUAUGCAUCCACUGCCCACAGCCCACACCAGCUUUAGCCCAGGCAUACGGACGGACGAUGACAUAACGGCGGCCGUGGCACAUUUCCUCCACACAGAGGGCACUCAUCUGCACGGUCAAAACUGGCAAGACACAACUGCAGAGGUCACAAAAUGGCUGGCCUUGCAGAUACAGAAGGAGCGAGAAGGCUGGAGGCAAAAGACGCGGGCAGCCAUGUCGGAGAUCGAGAGUCAUCGGAAGGAGGUUUUAAAGUACCAGAAGAUCAUCCAAGAAUGCACAGACCAGAUGAAAAUUGUGGCAGAGUGUUGUAAUCUCCCAGAGGAAACUAUGGAGCAGAUUUUGAAUGAGGAGCCCCGGCAGGCCUUGCCCAUGUACAUAGAAUGCCUUACUGAGACACUGAGUUCUCUUAUGGAGGACAGGAUAAUGUGUCUGCAGAUCUUACGGGCAGAUGGCCAGAACAUGAGCACUAGUUUACCCAACCUGCUACGGGCUUACAUCGAAGCACUGAAGCAUCAUGCAGAGCGUGCCCAUAGAGAGGCAAAAUCGAGGCUGGAUUCGUUGGAGUCUGCAAAUAAACAGAGUGUGUCGGAGAUCUCCAAGAUGAGGAAGCAGAUCUCUAAGAAACAUGAAGAGGUUGAGAAACUUCAUUUAAAACUACAGGAAAUCAAGGAUGUGACAAUGAAGAAGGUGUCAGAGCUCAACACGGAUAGGUCUUCUAGAGACUUUGACGACCAGAUUUCACAAACAGAAGCUCCAUCAGCCCUCAACAACAAAACCAAAAAGCACCAUGGCAAUGGGGAGCAAGAAGGAACCUCUCCCUCUUCUCUAUACAACGCUCCCACACCUUUGCCAAAGAUUGACCAGAGAAGCAUUCAAAUAUCGGCUGAAAGGUUGGCAAGGUUACGUCACAGUGCCAAGAAACUGGAGAGCUCUUUACAGGAUGCUCUCUCUCAGAUGGAUACCUUCAGGAAGGGAAUGCAACCAACGAAAAUCACGCAAUCCAAUCUGUUUGGGACACCAAAACCUUUUGGAACUUCGCACCUGCCAGAUAUGCCACAAACCCUUAAAAAAGAAAUGAAGCUAUUGCCGUCACCCAUGCACAUGUGGUCCACAAAGUUUGAGGUGAGCGGUCCACGAACACAAGACGCUGAAAUAGAGCUUAUCAAGCAACUGGAGCGGGAGAAGGAGGAGAAGAAGAGGAAGGCAAAGGAGAAAAGAAGAGAGGCAAUUCAGAAGAGCCAAGAGAGGAUUCUGAACAGUCAAGAGGCGCCGACAUUUCGCUCGUUGAUGAAAUCCCUUGAUGAGGUGAAGAAGAACAAAGGGAAGAGUUUUAAGCCUGUGGGUCAGGUGACCAAGUGUUUGAGAUGUAACAAGCUGUUCACGUUAAAUGACAAUCACAAGAAGUCGUGUAAUUACCACCCAAAAGGCAAGGAGCGGAUUGAGCAAUAUUCUGAUCGUGGAAAGCUCGUUAAGGUCACUUAUGUGUGGAAGUGUUGCAUGUUGGGACCCGAUAAUCCUGGCUGCAGCUAUGGGCAACAUGUAUGAAAGUGACCUGAUAGCUUCAGAAAUUAUUUAGUUAUUAUUAGAGAUGUUUGUGUUUGUUUGUAUGGCAAACAGGUCAUAGGUCAAUAUAUAUAUAUAUAUAUAUAGUAAAUACCGUAGUUGAGGGCAAGAUGUAUGAAAGUGACCUUGAAGCUGCAGAAGUGAUUAAGUUAUUAUUUGAGAUGUUCUAUAUUUUUCUGUAUAGAAAAUCAUUCAUUAAACUGAUUAUCAAGGCUAUAGUUACAUGGGACAUGACCAUAAAUGGGACUUCGAAGUUAUUUAAUUAUUAUUGACAUAUUGAUUUGUAUGCUGCAUGGUAGAUUUAACAAAAUUAUUUCACCGUUAUCGUGAUCAUGACUUUUUAUAAAUCCUCCUUUUAAACUUUAUUUUUUGUAACUUAAAUCUUUCAUCUUAGAAACUAUCUUUUGACACUUAAAAGCUUACUAGUGGAUAUCUGUUUUAAUUAAAUCUAAAUUGCCUGAUUAGAUCACAACAAUAGUUUGCAUGGACACUAUCAUAAACCAUACAGGCAAACACAGAUCACUCUACCUUUUUGUUUGUCCAGGGAAUCAAAGUGUAUCAUUUUAAUGUUACAACUAUUUGUGGUAAUACGAAAGAAACAUAAACCUAAUUAUUGGUCCGCUCAUUUAUUGAUAUACGCUUCCCCAUUCCACAAAUGUCAAUCAUAUUUAAAUAAGUCUGCAUUUAUAUAACCCUAUCAUCUCACUUGGACAUAACAUGUCCAGUAGUUUAAACUAUUUUAUACAAAAGAGCAUGUGCAUUUUGUUUGUGAUUUGUUGAUGCUUAAAUAUUCAAAUGUAUUGAUAUAUAAUAUAUCAUAUUUAUCAUGUAUAGCGCUUUGUUAUUUACCACAAGGUUUCAAAUUGAAAAGUUCACGCGCAUUAUAAAUUGCUACAAGGCUAUCACGGCUGCUAACUUGCGAACAAUUCAACAAAAUUAAUAUAAUUAUGUAUUGAGGCCAGUCAUAACAUCAUAAUAUGCCCGAUUGCACACAUGACCAGAGGAGCAUACACUUUUAAAUAAAAAAAUAUUAUUUUUGUUCUUUCUUAAGCCUUGACCACGUAUUUUGAAGCAUUUGUAGUCUCAUAGAAAGUUACAUUUAUUUAAAGACCUUUCUUACUAAAUACAAGUUUAAAGGCUUCAUUUCCAACCCAUAGAUACUCAGCAUGCUGAGCACCAAAACAGCAUAAAACCUGAACACACUGUGAGUUACUUGCAGGCUGUUCUGGUUUCAUGCUGUUUGCCCAUAGCCAUUUUUACUAUGCUUAUGAGUGGGAAAAGGUUAAAUAAGUGUUGUUGUUUUACAUUAAUUUAUCUUUGAGUUUGAUUCUUUCAUAAUGUUAUUUGUUACUUUUUUGUUCUUUUGUCUUGAUGGAAUAAAUGUUCAACCACU